Suillus paluster is the source of this 750-nucleotide messenger RNA. RefSeq lists its product as uncharacterized. NCBI's taxonomy places the organism in Eukaryota, Fungi, Basidiomycota, Agaricomycetes, Boletales, Suillaceae. The record is from RefSeq and is a predicted model, not a curated record. The transcript has 3 exons. Bases 1 to 750 code for a protein of 249 amino acids.
AUGUUAAGGUUCCAGAUUAUAGCCUCUAGCAUUCCCUCAUCAACCACUUCUCUGUUUGCUGCACGUGCUGCUCAGAGGCAGAAGAGGCUACAGGCUGAACAGGCUGAAGCUGCGCCCAAACAGACGGAAACUAAAGUUGCAGACAAGCCGAAGCCGGCAUCACCUGCUCCAGGCUCGCUGCUAUCUAGAAGGUCUCAGAGACCCCCGCAAGACGAGGAGAAACGUUCCAAUGAUGGACCCUCGAACCCGCAGACCGCUGCGCACCCUCGUCCAAGACGGCCCCUUCCAACGGGUACUAAGUCAACACCAGCAGAAACUCGCACAGACCGACGGAGGGAAGUCUCAAGAGCUCCAAGGCCAAAUCGUGUCGUUAAGCCCACCUCGCCCGUCGAGGAUCUCAAUCAGGCGGGCACAGCCAUUUCGCCAGCAUUGCAUGUCAGCUUCAACAACACUGACUUGUCGGAAUUGUUCAGUUCGCCGACCGCCAUUCCUUAUGUUGCUCAGCCAUCAGUUGCCCAGUCACGCAUUGACUCUCGGAUGCAACUCUUGAAAGAACGCGCCGGCGAUUACUCGCGAUAUCUUUCGGGCAAGAUUGACUCUACAACACAGACGCCAGGGUCAGUGGAUUAUGCGAAGAUGAUUUUGGGUCGGAGGAGAGAAGUUGGAUUGAAGCCGAGGCGUACCGCCUUGGAGCUCAUGCAGCAAGCAGGAGUCGAUUCCUCGUCAGCGAGAAAAUAUGGCCACUACUAA